This is a messenger RNA of Rubroshorea leprosula, 1194 nucleotides long. The record is from the annotation of a GenBank genome assembly. NCBI's taxonomy places the organism in Eukaryota, Viridiplantae, Streptophyta, Magnoliopsida, Malvales, Dipterocarpaceae.
GAUCCAGCAAUUCUACUUUCUCCUUCAUUAAAAACCCAACAAAGAAUCAAACCGCUUUCUCUGCUCCCUCUCUCUCUCUCUCUCCCCCAAUUCUCCAGAUCUAUUUCGUCUCCUCCUCCAAUUGAAGAAAACCGCCAUGUCUUACGCUUACCUUUUCAAGUACAUCAUCAUCGGCGACACCGGUGUUGGGAAGUCGUGUCUUCUUCUUCAGUUUACCGACAAGCGAUUCCAACCGGUGCAUGACCUUACCAUCGGUGUUGAGUUUGGGGCCAGGAUGAUCACCAUCGACAACAAACCUAUUAAGCUCCAGAUAUGGGAUACGGCCGGUCAAGAGUCCUUCAGAUCUAUUACCAGGUCUUAUUAUAGAGGGGCUGCCGGGGCACUGCUUGUUUAUGAUAUUACUAGGAGGGAAACUUUUAAUCACUUGGCUAGCUGGUUGGAGGAUGCUAGGCAGCAUGCAAAUGCAAACAUGACAAUUAUGCUCAUUGGUAAUAAGUGUGACCUUGCUCAUAGGAGGGCCGUGAGCACUGAGGAAGGAGAGCAAUUUGCAAAAGAGCAUGGUUUGAUUUUCAUGGAGGCCUCUGCCAAAACUGCUCAGAAUGUGGAGGAGGCAUUUAUAAAAACAGCAGCAACAAUAUACAAGAAGAUUCAGGAUGGAGUUUUUGAUGUAUCAAAUGAGUCUUAUGGAAUAAAAGUUGGUUACGGCGGAAUCCCAGGGGGACCAUCAGGAGGCGCAGGUGGCUCUCCUUCUCAAGGUGGAGGCUGCUGCACUUAAAAUUUCACUUGGGUCAUUUCCAAAACAACUGCAACUGUCUAUUAUCUACAGGGCUACACUGUUUUACAUUCUUUGUCCAUCAUUUCCCCAAGAAACCAUCAGCCUCAGUAGUAUUUAUUGUUUGGAUCCCCACACAUACUAUUAUUUGUGUGAAAUUUGUACAAUCUUUCUUGUUGCAUUCUCUAUUUGAUUGUAAAUUUGACCCCUAUUCUAGUUACUCUUAUCUGUAGUUUGGUGUUGAAAUUUGUGAGAUAAAAAAAAAAAAAGAAAAGAAGGAAACAUCAAGGUUGGAUUCUUAUUUAUUAUUUCACUAAAGUUCAUUUUGGCAUGAACUGGCAAUUUCGGAUGUCGUUAUUUCCAGUCCGGACUGACUGUAAAGAACAGAGAUAUUGUUUUUGCAGUAAAUUCUAGGUGAGCCU